Messenger RNA from Blastocystis hominis, 679 nucleotides. RefSeq lists its product as hypothetical. The transcript has 4 exons. Lineage: Eukaryota; Bigyra; Opalinata; Blastocystidae. The record is from RefSeq and is a predicted model, not a curated record. Bases 44 to 652 code for a protein of 202 amino acids.
AAAAGCAGUAUCCGAAACAGGCCAAGCUCUGGAAAGAGCGGGAAUGAGAAUGGAAGGCGUCCAGGAUUUUUUGAAAUUAUUCUCUCGCCACCGUCCGAUUAUGGGACUUUAUGAUAAGCGUCCCGCUGUAAAUACCGAUGCUUUUGUUGCUCCCAAUGCUUCCGUAAUUGGAGACGUGAAAAUGGCUGCUGGUUCUUCUGUGUGGUACAAUGCGGUCGUUCGAGGUGAUAUAAACACUGUCACGAUCGGAGAGAACACGAACGUUCAGGAUCGUGCCGUGCUGGCCUCUGCCAAGAAGAGCCACUGCAGCGACGGAACCCUGAAGAUCGGAAACAACGUCACGAUCGGCCACGCCGCGAUUCUCAACGCCUGCCAGGUGGAUGAUUACUCGCUCAUCGGCAUGGGCGCCAUACUGGAGGAGGGUUGCCAUGUGGGCUCGUAUUCCAUGGUGGGAGCUGGCUCCGUGGUGGAGAAGCAGCAGGAGAUUCCUUCGGGAGAGCUGUGGACCGGUAACCCUGCGCGGUUUGUACGCAAACUGACGGAGGAGAAGAAGAAGAGUUUGGAGCACAGCGCUGCGGAGUAUGUGGAGCUGGGACGGAAGAGUGCUGCGGAGAUUCAGCAAAAGUAUGGAGAGGCGUUCCGUUGCGACUAAGUCAAUCGUAAUUGGAUAGUGUUGUUU